Molecule: messenger RNA, 1349 nt
Organism: Closterium sp. NIES-67
Lineage: Eukaryota; Viridiplantae; Streptophyta; Zygnematophyceae; Desmidiales; Closteriaceae
Source: the annotation of a GenBank genome assembly
AGCCGAUCAGCGCGAUGGGCAACGCCGUGAAGGCCAUUCAGCAAGGCCAGUACAAGACUGCGCUGCCGAUUGUGGACGACUCGGAACUGGGUGACCUGUCGCGGCAUAUCAACAACCUGGCCGAAGGUCUCAACCAGGCCAGCCGCGAACAGCAGCAGGCCAUGGCCCAGUUGAUCCAGACCCGCGAAGAGGCCGAGCGCGCCAACAAUGCCAAGUCGGAUUUCCUGGCGAUGAUGAGCCACGAAUUGCGCACGCCGAUGAACGGUGUACUGGGCAUGCUGCAAUUGCUGGAAACCACCGAGAUGACUGAGGAGCAGACCGAAUACGCGGCGCUGGCCUCCGAAUCCACCGAGCAUCUGCUCAAGGUGAUCAACGAUAUUCUUGAUUUUUCGCGCAUCGAACGCGCGGCUCUGGAACUGGAACAUAUUCCGUUCAACCUCACCGACCUGAUCAACAGUUGCGCCCAGGCCUUCCAACAUAGCGCCCAGCAACGAGGGCUAGCGCUGCGCUUGCCGAUCCCGCCGGGUAUGGACGCACUACGGGUGCGGGGCGACCCUACGCGUAUCCGCCAGAUUCUGGUGAACCUGAUCGGCAAUGCGCUGAAGUUCACCGAACACGGCAGCGUCAGUGUCGAGCCGCACUGGCAGACCCUCGACCAUGAACUGGUGUGGUUCACCUGCACGGUGCGCGACAGCGGCAUCGGGAUUUCCGCCGAACGCCUGGAAUUGAUGUUCGACGCGUUCCAGCAAGCCGACAGUUCCAUUUCAAGACGUUACGGCGGCACCGGCCUCGGCCUGCCCAUCGCCCGCACACUGGCCGAACGCAUGGGCGGCACCCUGCGCGCCCAGAGCGAAGAAGGUCGCGGCUCGGUGUUUACCCUGGAAAUCCCUCUGGCUAUUGAUCAGCAGAGCCUGCCGUCCAUCGCCCCGGAUGCCGAACGUAAAAAUAGCGCUGGCGAAGGGCGCCAUGUGCUGUUGGUGGAGGACAACCCGGUCAACCGCACGGUGGUCGAGGCCAUGCUGCGCAGUCUGGGGUUUGAGGUGAGCCUGGCCACCGACGGCGCCGAGGCGAUACGCAGCGCCGAGAGCCUGAUUUUCACCGCGAUCCUGAUGGACUGCCGACUGCCGCUGAUCGACGGCUACGAAGCCACCCGACAGAUUCGCCAGUUACCCGGCUGCGCCGAUUUGCCGAUCAUUGCGCUCACCGCCAAUGCCUUGCAGGGCGACCGUGAAGCCUGUCUGGCGGCCGGAAUGAACGAUUACCUGGCCAAGCCGUUCAAACGUACGGAUUUGCAGCAUGUCCUGCAGCGUUGGGUGCAGUAAUACGGCCUUAUCAGCCAACUGCGACUG